UUUAAUUGAUUGUAUUCGGAAGGAUGUGGUUAUCAAAACCGCAAGCCUUUCCAGUUAAGACCAACCGUCAAGAAAAUAUGUUCGUUACAGUCAAUUUGGACGAAGAGGCCUGUAUCGUUAAGAUUCAAAUUAUAAUCAAUAUCGAAGAAAACAAUCUUUAGUGAAAAUAAAAGCAAGAUGCCUUCACGUGGAAAAUAUCAAAUUGCAAGUCAGGAAGAGCGUAAAAUAGCACAAAGAGAUCAAUCUUUUAGAAAUUGCGUAGCUACGCUAUUUGUGUUCUUUAUAUUAUUCUUGCUUGUUCUUAUUGCAAAUUUAUUAUGGAAAAAAACUAAUACUUCUUCAUCUUCAUCUUCCUCAACUAACGUUGAUGAGAAACGCUUAAUGGGAUACCAAUAUAAUAAUGGAUAUAAAAAAUCAGAAGAAACUACAACUACAACUGGAAACACAAUCGACACAUCAAUCGACAUUAUUACAGAAGAAUAUAUAUCUAGUAAUGAAAAGACAUCUCAUAACUUCGAAAAUACAACAAUGCAAAAAUUUUUAGAAAUGAAUACUUCAAGAACUUUAUCAGAUAUUAUAAAUACUCUGAGUAAUGAUACUAUAACAACAAAUUCACAAAAUCGAAUUAGUACAACUGUUAGAAGAAUGGAAUCUACAGAAGAGCCAAAAGUUCAUUAUAGCAAUAUUACUGAUACAACCUUAUUUGAAAAUGAAGUUUCUGAAAACGAACGAGAAAACAGUUCUACAAUGACUUUAACAAUAAUUGCAGAAGCAACAAACGAAAGUAUUGAUAAAACUGAAUCUGAUAGCCAAGUAUCUACUAAAUACUCAACUAUUUCUACAGAUAAUGAAUUUGUUUCUAACAGUUCUUCAUUUGAUCAAAUUAGUUCUAAGGAAAAUACAAAUACUAUUACAGAAAAACUAAAUAACAUAACAACUGCAUCUUUUUUCUAUCUAAAUACAUCUGAACUGUCUACUGUAACAAAUAUCACUAAAAAAAACAAUUCUUCUUUAAUAAAUAAUUCUACUAAUCAAUUCUUAUCAUCAACAACUUAUAAACCUAUUGAAUUUAUAUCAGAAUCAACAGACUUUACAAAAAGUUUAUUUCCACAAGUGGAAAAUACCUUUACAAAGGAAACAGUAAUAACGAACGAAUUUGUAACAAAUAUAUUUAUGACAUCAAACACAGAGUCUAUUUUUACUACAGAUAGUUAUAUUACAGAUAUUGAAAAUAAUAUAUGUAAUUCAGGACAAUGCAAACAAAUAGCUGCUAAAAUAUUAUCCUAUAUGAAUCAUUCUGCUGAUCCAUGUGAAGAUUUUUAUGAAUAUGCUUGUGGUGGAAUGAUAGCAGAUCCACAAAUCAUAGACCUAAAUUUGGCAAACAAGGCAUAUCAUAGAAUAGCUAAACAAAUGUUGGAAGAUGCUGAUAGAGAUCCACCUUCUCCAUUUACUAAAUACUACAACAGUUGUAUGAAAUAUGAAAAUAUAAAUAUAGAUGAAAGAAUAAUGAUAGUAAAUGAAGCAAUAAAUAAAAUACAAAGAUUUGAUCACGAAGAAUUUAAAAGUAAUUUCACGAAUUUGUAUGCUGAAUUAUUAAAAAGCUAUAGCCCUUUAUUAUUUGACGUGGCUGUGGAUCUUGAUGAAAACAAUCCAAGUUCAUAUACUAUCAAAAUAGGACCUGUACUUGAUAAAAAUCUAUUUGAUAGUGAAAACACAGAUGAUCUUUGCUAUGCAAGUGAAGCCGAAAUACAAAAACAAUUUGUUGAUCUUGAAGAUAUUUAUGAAGACUAUACAACAUGCAAGCAAAAUAAUACAAGAUUUGUAAGUUCUAUAACCAAUGCUUUAAAAGCACUUGGAGUUUUUAAUAAUUCUGAUAACAUGGAGCAAAAUGUGAGCAUUACAGUAUUUAAUAUUGAUAACGAAAUAGUGCAGAAAUUCUUUUCUGUAAGUAAAAUUAUUCUUUUAUAUAUAUUAUUUUAUAUAUAUAUAUUUUAUAUAUUUUAUAUAUAUUACCUACUAAUUUUCUCGUUUUGGCAGCUAUUUCCAUCUGAGAACGAAAUUCGUAAAGCAUAUUUAAUGAAGAAUUAUACUGAAGUGUCAAUAGAUGAAUUAAAUAAAACAACUACAUUUAUAAAUUGGUAUAAUUUAACGACUUCAUUAAUAUCCAAAAAUGUAAAUGCAAAAUUCCAAGUUUAUUUUUAUGAAGAAUUAGUAAAAGGUUUACAAAAUUUAGAAACUUUUUGGAAGAACGAACCAAUGUAUUUUCACAAUGCUAUUUUAAGUCUAUAUGCACAAAAACUUUAUCAUGACUUAAUUAUAACAAAACAUCAAGAUAUGAAACAACAUUGCCUCAAAGUUAGUACAAAUCUAUUAAGAUCUGAAGCCUCUAAUUUGUAUAUGUCUUCACUGUCUGAUAAAGAGAUUACAUUUAUGAAUCGUACGGUAAGAAUACUCUUUGAUGAACUAAAAGAAACUCUAAAACUAGAAAUAAAAAAGAGAUCAUGGGUAACAGAAGAAGAACGUCAAGCAUUGCUGUCAAAGAUAAAUGAUCUUAAGCUUUCUAUACCGGAAGUUCCAUACUUUCAGUAUGAAGAAGAAUAUAAGUUUAAUCUAUCUGAUAAUUACUUGGAAAACUCUUUAAAUUUGAUGAGAAGAUAUAGAUUAUCAAUAUAUUCUGUAAUAUCAUUAGAGAUAAAUCCUGAUACACCAAAACAAAUGUACGUAUAUAUAGAUAUUUAUUUUACUUAUGUCAAUGAGAUUUUUUAUUUUGAUAUAUUACAUUGCAGUUGGACACACUAUGCUACACCUUUUCAAUCGAAAGGCGUUGCAGUUUAUAGUUUGAAUCUUAUUAUUAUACCUUUUGGUGCAAUUGAUUAUGGUGACGUGUUUAUAUCAAAUUAUGAAAGUUCAUUUAGUUAUUUAACAUGGGCGACAAUUGGCAAUUUAAUAGCGCGUCAGAUUUCUCAUCAUUUUGAUGCAAAUGGUAUGCACUAUUGGAAUCAAACUCGAAACACUACCUGUUCUCUGGUAAGCAAACAUACAAUGUUUGAAGAUUAUAUAUCCUGCCAUAAAGAUAGUAUUUACAAAGAAAAGAUGAACAUGACACUGCCACUUACUUCUCAGAAAAUAUCUUUUAAGAUUUCAGAAUUAACAUUAAACGAAUAUUUCUCCGAAAUCAUGGGACUUAGAUUAACACAUGAUACUUUUGAAAGGCUACGAUCGUUUUCAAAGAAUUAUCUUCCGUGGCUAGAACCAAACAUAAAUCAAUUAUUCUACCUUACUUAUGCUCAGAUGUAUUGUACGAAAUCGUUAUUGACAACAUCUUAUAUCUCUCUUCAUGAAAACGAAGAAUUACCUAGCCGUAUCCGUGUCUUCGUUUCUGCAUCUAACAAUAACUUACUGGGCGAAACAUGGAAUUGUUCUAAAGGAUCACAAAUUGUCCCCAGUAUUACUUGUGAUGUCUUUCCAUACCUCAAAGAAUCAGAAGAUACCGAAAUCUUUUCCAACUGAUUAUAACACAAAGAAAAAUUAUCUUUUAAGAUAAAGUACUACUAAUAACAA
Messenger RNA from Vespa crabro (European hornet), 3561 nucleotides. Its product is annotated as endothelin-converting enzyme homolog. Lineage: Eukaryota; Metazoa; Arthropoda; Insecta; Hymenoptera; Vespidae. Gene Ontology annotation, cellular component: plasma membrane. Gene Ontology annotation, molecular function: metalloendopeptidase activity. The transcript is spliced from 14 exons. The coding region runs from base 178 to 3510 and encodes 1110 amino acids. Gene Ontology annotation, biological process: protein processing. The record is from RefSeq and is a predicted model, not a curated record.